UCCAGCAGGGGGAUACGGAGGAUGGGAACUGGUGAUGUCAGAUGUCAUUAGCAUAUUUCUGACUAUAUCUGAUGCUUGCGCAAAGACGCGCCACUACUGCUGCAACGCAUUGACCAGAGACCUACCAUCCUCCAGUCAAAACUUUGACUCACUGCAACAAUGUCUGACAAACCCGACCUGGACGAGGUGACCAAGUUCGACAAGUCCAAGCUAAAGAAGACAGAGACGCAGGAGAAGAACCCCCUGCCUACAAAAGAAACCAUCGAACAGGAGAAGGCAGCGAGUUAAGCCCCUCCCUGCCAUCAUGCACUGUACACCCCCUCCUCCUGCAUUGCCUUCUUUUCAGUCACUUCUUUUAGCUGUAUAACUUUGUAUCCGAAAUUAUGAAAGGACAACAACAACAACCAAGCUGCACGGUCAGCGGACGGAUGACGUCCUGGUCGCUCGGCCCCCCCGUCCCCACAACAACAACAACAACAACAACAACAACAAGAACAAGAACCACCGCCACUGCUGGCAGCCAUCCCGCUUUAAAGUGAUGCUCUUGUCCUCUCGUGGAGGUGAGGAAGCUGUGUCUGAGGGAGCGUGCAGAAGACGGGCCCCGACGGUGCAUGUCUUACCCUCCCCACCAUCGGCGACAUGCAGCAGAGAGGCCUGAUGGACGGGGCGUGGCCUGUGUCCCAGGAAGCGCAUCAUCGUCUCCACCACCACCCAACUUCCUGUGUGGCUGCUUACGCGCCAAAAAGCCGAGGCGUCGAGCUUUUUUUUUUAUUUUUCUAAAUUUCGGAAAAUGCACAACUUAUUUGUUUUUACGCUGGUCAAAACAUAAUACCCUAAAAUUGAUGCCGUUGUCUGUCACAAUAUUUUUUUUUUUUUCUAUGUGCACAAGGAUUAAAAAAGAAAAAAAGGAAUCCACCUUGAUCUGGGAGAUACUCAAAUGGACUUUAUUUACGUUGAUAUUUUUGUAAUUGUAUUGUACUUUGACCCUUUUUAUCAGUGUGAUUCGGGAUAGCUUUUGUGUUGCACCCUGUCUCUGAAUUGUCUCAAAAUGAGGAAAAAGAAAAAAAAAUACUGGAAAUUGACUCCAUGUGUUUGCUUUCAACCGUAGAUCAAAAAUUCUUUGGAGUUUUGUAAAAGUCCCAGCAGUCAUGUUACUCUGCCACAAACCAUUACCAGUAAUGGAAAACCGUGAAAUGUUGUAAUAAAAAAGAAUUUGUUACUAA
Myripristis murdjan (pinecone soldierfish) is the source of this 1223-nucleotide messenger RNA. RefSeq names its product thymosin beta-12. Lineage: Eukaryota; Metazoa; Chordata; Actinopteri; Holocentriformes; Holocentridae. Gene Ontology annotation, biological process: regulation of cell migration; actin filament organization. Gene Ontology annotation, molecular function: actin monomer binding. Bases 160 to 288 code for a protein of 42 amino acids. The transcript is spliced from 3 exons. The record is from RefSeq and is a predicted model, not a curated record. Gene Ontology annotation, cellular component: cytoplasm.